AAUUGUUAGAAAGAGCAAACAAUAGAGAAAUUGCUGAAGAAGAGAUACCAAAAGUAACUACCAAUUCAAAUUUGAUUUCUGGAUUCUCAAGAAAAUGGAAAACUGCAAUGGCAGUUCACUCAUUAGAAGAAACAGAAGAUUUAAAUAUGUCCAUUAGUUCCUAG
Molecule: messenger RNA, 164 nt
Organism: Diversispora eburnea
Lineage: Eukaryota; Fungi; Glomeromycota; Glomeromycetes; Diversisporales; Diversisporaceae
Source: the annotation of a GenBank genome assembly